Messenger RNA from Cylindrotheca closterium, 1683 nucleotides. Lineage: Eukaryota; Bacillariophyta; Bacillariophyceae; Bacillariales; Bacillariaceae. The record is from the annotation of a GenBank genome assembly.
AUGACAAAAAGUGAUACUGAUAGUGAUAAUACAGAUCUGGAAUCCCCUAGUACAGAGGAUUCCACGAAAGGUUCUAAGGAGAAUCCGACAAAGAAGUCUAGUUGGAGGUUGCCAGUCACACAGCGAACCUUGCAUAUUCUCUUCUUUGGAACUCUUGUUGGUCUUCUAGUUUGUUUAGGAAUUGGGUUGUAUUCCUUGAAGCGGCUGGAAGACGCUAAAGUGGUAGAAGACGAAUCGCCCGAGGCUCCCCCGAAAGCGACAAAGGGAGACGAUGACGACCUCGCAUUCGAUAUCCGACCACCUUCUUAUAGCAUCAAAACUGAUGUUCCUACAGUCGCACCGUCGGAAACAAGAGUUGACAAUGCAUCACCACCACCAUCAGUUAACGUAAAAGGGGAGAAUUUAUUGCAAGAACUUCGGUCCAUCUUUGGUCAAGAGAUUGCAAUCAAGAUACAAAAUCGUAACUCACCACUCAAUAAGUCCUACACUUGGAUUAUUGACCAGGACGAAUACGUCAAGACCAAUCCAAAUGCGGCAACGGUACAAAGAUUCAUGCUUGCUGCAUUUUACUAUGCGACGGGAGGUCGCAGGGCAAGAUCAACGUGGAAUCUAUGUAGUGCGGUGCCUGUUAGGACUAGUCGAGGGGAUGAAAACAGGGAUACUUCCUUGCCGAUUCGUUGCGUCUUUGAGGAAGGCGAAAGUGUAUGUGCCUUCCUAGACGAGUUCCGAGAGUGUCCAGAGUACUAUCAAGACUGGGAAAUGCCUCCAACUGCUCCAAAGAAAAGGUGGCUGUCAAAUUCCUUUGAAUGCGAUUGGUAUGGGAUAUCGUGUAACGAUGAUGGGGAGGUCUAUCAGAUAGCUCUACCUAACAAUGGGCUUGAAGGAUCUCUUAUUCCCGAGAUGACUGCAUUGGAAAAGCUGACUCACAUCAAUCUAGAUUAUAACUCUAUCGGUGGCCCAAUGCCAUCUCUGAACAAGAUGGACAUUCACGAACUUUCGCUUGCUUGGAAUAGUAUUGUGGGCAGACUGGAACUCUCGGACCAAUGGCCGAAUCUAGAACGGCUUGUACUCGGAGAUGGCAACAAUCUCAACAUCAGCAUCAGCCCGCGGUUUGGUCUUAACGAGAAGCUUGGAAACCUUGACUUGAGCGGGAAUAAUAUCGAUUCUGGGUUGCCAGGAGAUCAAGCCGCUUACAACUGGGGCGUUUUGACUGACUUGAGACUCGCAAACUGCAACCUUGGUGGAAGCCUCCCAGACGGCUUAAGCGGUUUGUCAAACCUUGUGUCUUUGGACGUUCAGCAGAACAGAUUGACCGGUAACUUGCCAUCUUUGCUGUGGAAAUUUGCCAACUUGCAAUCGCUUCGUUUGGAAUACAAUUAUUUUCACGGCACACUGAGCAGCGAGAUUGGGAAUUUGAUUAAUUUGCGGAAACUGUCGAUUGUCGACAUUGGAUUAACUGGCACCUUGCCGUCAGAAUUCUCGAAAUUGCAAAAGCUAGAGUCUGUGUCGCUUCAACACAAUGCCUUCCGGAGUCCAGUUCCAGCUGCAAUGUGCAGCACCCAAAUUAUGCCAGAACUUCAUACCCUUGAAGCUGAUUGUGGAUGGCGUGGUUUUGGCUGCACUUGUUGCACCUUGUGCUGCGAAGCCAUCGUCUUUGACCCAAACAAGUGUCACAGUCAGUGA